GCGGGGCCGGCCCGUUGGCGGCGCGGGCGCCGUUAGCUGUUGCGUGCGUUGGGGGGUCGGUGCCCCUGCGGGCGCUUGCGAACCUUAUUCCGGUAGCGCUAGCUAUCCGGAGUCCUUCAGCCUAGUCUGCUGCCCGAGGCAUCAUCUGCUGCCGGCAAAGGUCUUGUCUUAUCCCUGCAGUGCUUUACAGGGAGAUGCGAGGGAGCCGUUUGUGUGCUCAGAACUGAAAGAGCAUGGGCUUGUGAUUACCAUGGCUGCGGUGGAUCGUUUCUACCUCUUGUACAGAGAGAUCGGUCGUGCCUGCAAUUUUUACAUCGAGGCCCUGGCUAUAGUUGGAGCUUGGUAUACAGCUAGAAAGUGCAUCAGUUUUGCUCAUAACACUUACAGUCUACUCAGGUUGCAUUUCCUUCCAAAGCUGGUCGGCGAGAUCGAUCUUGUCAAGCGGUAUGGAAGAUGGGCUGUAGUCACCGGUAGCACAGAUGGUAUUGGGAAAGCCUAUGCUGAAGAGCUGGCAAGGCGAGGUGUCAAUAUCAUCCUAAUCAGCCGAAACAAAGAGAAGCUAGAGGCUGUAUCUCGAAGCAUAGCUGAAACCUAUAAAGUGGAAACAGAUUUCAUAGUAGCUGACUUCAGCAAGGGGCGUGAGGCUUACCUACCCAUUAAGGAGGCCCUGAAAGACAGAGAAAUUGGAAUUUUGGUGAAUAAUGUAGGGCUAUUUCAUUCCUACCCGGACUACUUUACCAACCUGUCUGAGGAUGUGCUGUGGGAAAUGAUCAAUGUAAAUAUCGCUUCUGCUAACAUGAUGGUGCAUAUUGUGCUGCCAGGCAUGGUAGAGAAGAAAAAGGGUGCUAUUGUGAAUAUAUCUUCUGCCGUCUGCUGUCGACCUACGCCAAUGUUGACAGUAUACGGAGCCUCUAAAAGCUACAUGGACUAUUUCAGUAGAGCAUUACAUUAUGAGUAUGCCUCAAAAGGAAUCUUCUUUCAGAGUUUAACUCCAUUCAUAGUUACUACAAAAAUGGUAGCGUGCAGUAGCAUUGUAUCAAAAAGAUCCUUCUUUUUUCCUUCUGCUGAAGAAUAUGCAAGUCAAGCUAUUUCUACUCUUGGGUUGUCCAAGAGGACUACUGGUUACUGGAAGCAUGCGUUACAGGUCACAUUGGGUGAACACAUACCUGAGUGGAUCUGGGCGUGGGCUGCACAGUUUAUCGGCAGAAGUAUACGCAAGGAAGCUUUAACAAGCAAACUGAAAUUAGAAUAUCCAGAUGUCCAGCAUAAAUGAGUACAAUAUUCUGAUCUUAGUGCUGCAAGAAUGUUCGGAAUACCCUGAAUUCACUGUAAUUUAUCCAUAAUCUGCUAAACAAACUGCGUGUAACCUGGGCAUCAGAAGCCUGCCUUCUGUCUGUAUCCUUGUGUUUAAUAGCUCCUUCUCUGUUUUCCUCUAGGACAAAGAGAUUAUCUUGUUGAGGUUAACCUUGGUUUGCUUUGUCCUUAAGCAAGGAAUUGGGAAAGAGCAGGUAGAGUUUUAAUUCUGAUAGUUGAAUGACCGUCUCUUGCAUAGUGCUAAAUGAUUUCCACUUAAGUCAACAGGAUUUGAGAAUUCCCCAAAUCUUGCAAAAACGGGCCCAAAAGAGAUCCAAAAUCAUGCUGCUUAAAAAGACAAUCCCGGUCAACUAAUGAGUUUCUUUAACAUGCAGUUUUGUGUAACAUUUCUGGUCUUUUAACUGCAAGCGUCUGUAUGCCUUAAGUGUAAAAUUAUUUUGCUUUUGAAUGGUGUUACUUAAGGUACUUCUCAAAAUUAAGGUAUAUGGAAAGUAAUAUUGUUUUGAAAGUUGUUUAAAUGACUGCAAAGGUCUUACAGAGCUGUAAAGCAAUUUGGAGACGUGCUUGUUUGCGUUCCUGUUCCAAGUGUGGACACUCUUGAUCAUGCUUCAAUCUGAAGUAUGUCUGAAGAAUUGAAUGUAGAAACAGAUUAGCUGAAGAAAAAUAACAAAUAAUUUAAUCUUUUGGUACAAAUACGCUGAUUGUCUGUCUUAAGAGAAUAAAAAAGUAAAGUUUUGAUGCUUGA
This is a messenger RNA of Struthio camelus australis, 2059 nucleotides long. RefSeq names its product hydroxysteroid dehydrogenase like 1 (gene HSDL1). Gene Ontology annotation, molecular function: oxidoreductase activity. The record is from RefSeq and is a predicted model, not a curated record. Gene Ontology annotation, cellular component: mitochondrion. NCBI's taxonomy places the organism in Eukaryota, Metazoa, Chordata, Aves, Struthioniformes, Struthionidae.